Ostreobium quekettii is the source of this 306-nucleotide messenger RNA. The record is from the annotation of a GenBank genome assembly. NCBI's taxonomy places the organism in Eukaryota, Viridiplantae, Chlorophyta, Ulvophyceae, Bryopsidales, Ostreobiaceae.
AUGUGGGCACUUGUCUUCUUAGUGUCCACAGCGGUUUGCCGUGAGACCAUCAGUUUUGCUGAGGCGCUGCAUGAAGUGCCCGUGCCCAUCAAGGGUUUGUUGCAGUGUGCUCGCUGUGACUAUGAUAUAGGCUGGACUUUACGUCAGGACAUAAAGAGCUCGAUGGUGGGGGCAAGCACCCCGCCUCGUCCAUUAGCGUUUGUAGUUUCUGUGUACGAGUCAGCAGGGGCACCGUCUUAUUACUCUAGCGAAGCUGGCUGGAUUGUAACAUACAACACGGGGUUCUUUAAUGCAUCUUGGAUUUGA